UACUUCCGUUCUGUCUCGCGCAUGUUCUCUUGUCUUUCCGUUUGCUGACAUUGCCUGAUUUAUUGAACAAAAAUGGUGCGCCCACUCCAUAAGCCAACUAUUAUCAAGAAACGUACCAAAAAGUUUAUCAGACAUCAGUCUGAUAGGUAUAAAAAGCUGAAGUCAAACUGGCGUAAACCUAAGGGAAUUGAUAAUCGAGUACGACGGCGGUUUAAAGGUCAAUACUUGAUGCCAAAUAUUGGUUAUGGUUCAAAUAAAAAAACCAAGCAUAUGCUGCCUGAUGGAUUUAGAAAGUUUUUAGUUCACAAUGUUCGAGAAUUGGAAAUAUUGAUGAUGCAAAAUCGAGUAUAUGCAGCUGAAAUUGCUCAUGGUGUCUCCAGCAAGAAAAGAAAAGACAUAGUUGAUCGUGCAUUGCAGUUAAACAUAAAAGUAACAAAUCCACAUGGUCGUCUUCGCUCCCAAGAGGAUGAAUAGAUAUAUUUCAGGCCAAAAAUAAAUAUUCUUUAAGCCUUA
Messenger RNA from Octopus sinensis (East Asian common octopus), 513 nucleotides. Its product is annotated as 60S ribosomal protein L32. Gene Ontology annotation, molecular function: structural constituent of ribosome. Lineage: Eukaryota; Metazoa; Mollusca; Cephalopoda; Octopoda; Octopodidae. The transcript has 4 exons. The record is from RefSeq and is a predicted model, not a curated record. Gene Ontology annotation, biological process: translation. Bases 73 to 474 code for a protein of 133 amino acids. Gene Ontology annotation, cellular component: ribosome; cytosolic large ribosomal subunit.